Molecule: messenger RNA, 1041 nt
Organism: Micromonas pusilla CCMP1545
Lineage: Eukaryota; Viridiplantae; Chlorophyta; Mamiellophyceae; Mamiellales; Mamiellaceae
Exons: 2
Coding region: 1-891 (296 amino acids)
Biological process (GO): cortical microtubule organization
Cellular component (GO): cortical microtubule, transverse to long axis
Source: RefSeq, a predicted model, not a curated record
AUGUCGGUUCGAGGACAUCGCUUUUCGGGCGCGGGCGACGUUGACCGAGGUCAUAACGUCCGCGCGAGUGUCACGUCACACCCGCUCAUCAUGUCUUUCUUCGCCAAGGAAAACGCCGCUCCCAUCCCCCACGCGGCGUACGGCGCCAAGCCCGAGAGGCAGCACGGCGCGGGCCCGUCCCAGAUCUCGUUCGGGAACUACGAGGAGCCCCCCGGUCGAUCCGCCGCCGGCGUCGUCGGUCGCGACGCCAACGUCCCGUACGGCGCGCCGUCGCAGGCGCGCGCGGUGAGCUCGAACGCGUACGCCAACGGCGCGGAUCAGAACUGCGGGAACUACAUCACGGACCGCCCGUCGACGCGCCUGCACGCGCCCCCGGGUGGCGUGUCGCAGAUCUCCCUCGGCGGCGGGUACGAGGCGCCCGCGAGGGCGUCCGUGACCGGCGGCGGCGUCGCGUACAAGUCCGCGGCGAAGGCGCGCGAGGAAGCGGGGCACGACAUCUUCGGCACGGGCGGUCCCGCGCCGGCGCCGCAGCAGCAGCGGGCGUACCACGAGCCGGAGACGGCGGCGUACGCGCCCGCGCCCGGCGGGAAGGUGGAAGCCGAGGAGCUGGACAUCAAGAACAUGAUGCACGCGGAUCUCCGAACGCUGUGCCGCGACCACGGCCUGUCCCCGGCCGGGUGCAAGAACACGCUCGUGGAACGCGUCGUGGAGGCGAUGACGUGCGGGCGAAUCAGGGUCAUGGUCCCGGAGAGGGGCGUCUGCGGCGCCGCGGCGGUCGGGAACAACUACACGCGCGCGGAGGGGCAGAACACCGGGAACUUCAUGACCGGGCGGAACUCCAGCCGCGUGCUCGCGCCCCCGGGCGGCGGGUCGAGCUUCUCGCUCGGGUAAUUCGCGCGGGCGGUGGCCUGAUGUGUUGUGUACGUUCGAACGUGUUGUAUUGUAGCUUACGAUGAACGAGGGUGGGUGUGGGAGGGGAUCUCCCGAUGAACGGAACGAACGGACGAGUUGACGAGUAAUACGAAUGAUGAGAACCUCUCU